AAAUGGUGUUACUGUCUACUGAUAUGAGACUAUCCAACUGUGAACAUUCAACCUUAUUAAAGCUGUCUUCGUGGCGGAUGGUUCCCUACCCCCCACCCGAAUAACGAUGUCCGAUGAUGAAGAGACCUACACUAUACCCCUAAAAGACCAACGCAUCUUCGGCGCUGGCAUCAAACGCAAACGCGUCGCCUUCGUCCCCGCCAGCGCCCCGACCUCCACCCAACCGCCCCUCCCCCGCUCCUCGGGGACCGACGUCGCCGCCAAAUACCUGUCUAUCGUCCUCCCAGAAACCCCAUCCCCCUCAUCAUCGCCCGCGCUAUCGGCUGGCCGAACGACAACCGACGGUACACCACGAGAUACACAGAGCGCUCCGCCCGCAGCCCCGACCGUCCCCGCCUCCAAGCCACCGCACCACGCUCCCGAGCAAAUCUGCCCCGCGUGCAACCAGACCGUCUCCUCCACCGCGCCUAACCUGCACGCCGCGAGCAUCACGCACCAGAUCUCCCUCCCGCACUCGCACCCGCCGUCCUCCCUCGACCGCACGCGCAAAGGCCUCCACUACCUCCAAUCGUACGGCUGGGACCCCGAUUCGCGCACCGGGCUGGGGUCGCGGGGAGAGGGGAUCGUAGCGCCGAUUCGGGCGCGGGAGAAGCGGGAUACGGCGGGGUUAGGGUUGGUGGAGGCGAUGCGGAAGGAGGGGGAGGGGAGGGCGAGGUUGGAGGAGCGGGUGAGGGAGCGGGUGGAGAAGGGGAGGAAGUUGGGGGCCAGGGAGGUGAGGGAGAUGGAAGAGGGGAAGAAGAGGCGGGGGGAGAGGGUGAUGAGGAUGUUUCGGGAGGAACGAGAUUUGGAACGGUAUCUGGGGCCGGAUGCGGAUUGAGUGGUGCAGGCGAGCACAAGCUUGCUUUAUAUCAAGGUUUAUUCUCCGUGGAUUCGGCGGAUUCGAGAGCCGGCUUCGGGCGGGCUUCGCGAUGAAGAAUCCUGAAGAUUGCACCCGGGUUACGAAGGGACCGAAAAUUGCUAAAUGCAGCAUUUGGCAACCCAUCCGGGAUCGCCGUUGAAAUGGCCGCUGGAUUGUCGGUCGUGCCAUUUGGAUGGCCUAGGACACUAGCGCGGGCCACACUGGAUGUAAUUAUGUGUCCAGAGAAGGCCCUUUCUAGCGGCACAUAUCGAUGGUUAUGGAGCGUAGCUCAUGCACAGGACGAUCAGAUGACUGAAAUCGAGACACAGUGUAAUAUCAACAACUCAAUAAAUAGCCGGAAUUACCGUCGCCUGAUAUUCUGCUGUAUGCACAUGCAGUGUAUCUACACCGACAUUAACCCCCUACUUCC
This is a messenger RNA of Eremomyces bilateralis CBS 781.70, 1328 nucleotides long. RefSeq lists its product as uncharacterized. The transcript has a single exon. Bases 107 to 877 code for a protein of 256 amino acids. Gene Ontology annotation, molecular function: nucleic acid binding. The record is from RefSeq and is a predicted model, not a curated record. Lineage: Eukaryota; Fungi; Ascomycota; Dothideomycetes; Eremomycetales; Eremomycetaceae.